AUGCUGCUGAGAAGCUCCUCAACGCCGAUCUUGAACUCGCUGCUGCACAAUUCAACGGCCGGGUCUUGUUCGUCACCGGAGCCCGAGACACUGCCCCAGAUACCCAGGACCCGAUCGUUCUGCCUGACGAUGUCGUUGGAGGACGGCGCCGGACGGAACACCCCUAACCGGAGCUCGUUCGACUCGGAUCUCAUGGAUCCGUCAAAGCCGAAGAGGUGCUUGAGGCUGCCGACGACCCCCAGGCCCGGGAAAAUCAAGGAAAGGAGGGAAGAUGAGGUGGGGCCCACCUUCCUGUCGAGCUCUGGGCUGGGAUCGGCGGCCGCGGAGGAGGAGUGUCUGGUGGCGGCGCCGGAGAGGGAGAGGGAGAGGGCGCCGCAGACGCUGGUGGUUGGGGGAGGAGUCGGCUGCGGCGGCGGUCGUGGGGGCAUGCGCGGUGGUGGUGGGCGGGGCUAUGAUGGUAGAUCGGGUCCGGGCCAUUCGCGUGGGCCCGAGAGCACAGACGCGUACUACGAGAUGAUGAUACAGGCUAAUCCGGGGAAUCCCCUCUUACUUGGAAAUUAUGCUAAAUUCUUGAAAGAGGUUAAGGGAGAUUUUUCAAAGGCAGAGGAGUAUUGUGGAAGGGCAAUUCUUGCAAACCCAAGUGAUGGGAGUGUUCUAUCACUUUAUGCUGAUCUAAUAUGGCAGACGUGUCGAGAUGCUGAAAGAGCUGAGGCUUAUUUUGAUCAAGCUGUUAAAGCUGACCCAAACGACUGUUUUGUUCUGGCUUCAUAUGCUCGAUUCUUGUGGGAUGCCGAGGAUGACGAGGAGGUGGAAGAGGUAAAAACCGAAUAUGAGACGCAGAGCAAUCACACUAAUAAUUCUCCUCCUAAGUUCUUCCAUGAAAAUGCUCACUGGCCUCCUCUUGCUGCAGCUUCUUAA
Molecule: messenger RNA, 918 nt
Organism: Striga hermonthica
Lineage: Eukaryota; Viridiplantae; Streptophyta; Magnoliopsida; Lamiales; Orobanchaceae
Source: the annotation of a GenBank genome assembly